Molecule: messenger RNA, 4965 nt
Organism: Betta splendens (Siamese fighting fish)
Lineage: Eukaryota; Metazoa; Chordata; Actinopteri; Anabantiformes; Osphronemidae
Product: protein kinase C beta type
Exons: 17
Coding region: 254-2296 (680 amino acids)
Biological process (GO): protein phosphorylation
Molecular function (GO): ATP binding; diacylglycerol-dependent serine/threonine kinase activity; zinc ion binding
Source: RefSeq, a predicted model, not a curated record
GAGGAAGCAGAGCAGAGCGAGCGCAGCGCGUCGGGGCUCAGUCAACUCCGCUGGAUGACAAGAAACCCAGAGAAAAAAAGCCUAAAACCCGAGCCGCCGACUUCCCGCCCGCCGCUGAACGCACCGCGCGCCCCGAAGCCUCGCGCCUCCGAACGACGCGCGCGCGCCGCCACUUCGCCGCUCACCCUCACCAGCGCACCGCCAACUUCCGCCGGUCAGUAAAGUCCGAGCGACUCGCGCGCGCCUGCACGGAAUGGCAGACUCGGCGGCGGGCAACAGCGACGGGGAGGACGGACCCCGCCAGCCCACGAGGGGCUUCGCGCGCCAGGGAGCGCUGCGCCAGAAGAACGUGCACGAGGUGAAGGACCACAAAUUCAUCGCGCGCUUCUUCAAGCAGCCGACGUUCUGCAGCCACUGCACCGACUUCAUCUGGGGUUUUGGCAAGCAGGGAUUCCAGUGUCAGGUGUGUUGCUUCGUGGUUCACAAGCGCUGCCAUGAGUUCGUCACCUUCUCGUGUCCAGGAGCCGACAAGGGGCCGGCGUCGGACGAUCCAAGGGCCAAACACAGGUUUAAGAUCCACACCUACUCCAGCCCGACCUUCUGCGACCACUGCGGCUCUCUGCUCUACGGCCUCAUACACCAGGGCAUGAGAUGCGAGCACUGUAUGAUGAACAUCCAUAAGCGCUGCGUGGCCAACGUGCCGAGCCUGUGUGGGACGGACCACACCGAGCGCAGAGGCCGCAUCCAGAUCACGGCGGAGGUCAAGACCAACGUGCUCACCGUCACCAUCAAAGAGGCCCGGAAUCUGGUUCCUAUGGACCCCAAUGGUCUGUCAGACCCCUACGUGAAGCUCAAACUGAUCCCAGAUCCUCGAAGUGAGAGCAAACAGAAGACCAAGACCAUAAAGUGCUGCCUCAACCCUGUUUGGAACGAGACCUUUAAAUUCCACCUGAAGGAGUACGACAAGGACCGCCGCCUGUCGGUGGAGGUGUGGGACUGGGACCUGACCAGCCGCAACGACUUCAUGGGGUCUCUGUCCUUCGGCAUCUCGGAGCUCCAGAAGCAGGGCGUGGAUGGAUGGUUUAAGAUGCUCUCGCAGGAAGAAGGCGAGUACUUCAACGUCCCCGUGGCUCCAGAGGGGGAGGAGGGCAACGAGGAGCUGCGGCAGAAGUUUGAGAGGGCUAAAAUUGGUCCAGGCAAGAACACGGAGGGGAAGUCGGCCAAUGCUGCGUCCCGCUUCGACUCCAACGGGAACCAGGACCGCAUGAAACUCUCUGACUUCAACUUCCUGAUGGUGCUGGGAAAGGGCAGCUUCGGAAAGGUGAUGCUCGCGGAGCGCAAAGGCACCGAGGAGCUGUACGCGAUAAAGAUCCUGAAGAAGGACGUGGUGAUCCAGGACGACGACGUGGAGUGCACCAUGGUGGAGAAGAGAGUGCUGGCGCUGGCCGGGAAGCCGCCGUUCCUGACGCAGCUGCACUCCACCUUCCAGACCAUGGACCGUCUGUAUUUUGUCAUGGAGUACAUAAACGGUGGAGAUCUCAUGUAUCAGAUUCAGCAGGUCGGCAAGUUCAAAGAGCCCCAUGCUGUGUUCUACGCCGCUGAAAUCGCCAUCGGCCUGUUCUUCCUGCACACGAAGGGCAUCAUCUACAGGGACCUGAAGCUGGACAACGUGAUGCUGGACUGCGAGGGCCACAUCAAGAUCGCCGACUUCGGCAUGUGCAAGGAGAACAUGCAGGACGGCGUCACCACCAAGACCUUCUGCGGAACCCCGGACUACAUCGCCCCCGAGAUCAUCGCCUACCAGCCGUACGGCAAGUCUGUGGACUGGUGGGCCUUCGGAGUGCUGCUGUACGAGAUGCUCGCUGGACAGCCUCCGUUCGACGGCGAGGACGAGGACGAGUUGUUCCAGUCCAUCAUGGAGCACCACGUCUCCUACCCCAAGUCUCUGUCCAAGGAGGCCGUUGCCAUCUGCAAAGGGAUGAUGACCAAACACCCAGCCAAGCGGCUCGGCUGCGGCCCCGAGGGCGAGCGAGACAUCAGGGAGCACAGCUUCUUCCGCUACAUGGACUGGGAGAAGCUGGAGAACAAGGAGGUGCAGCCGCCGUUCAAACCCAGAGCUUGUGGACGGGACGCUGAGAACUUUGACCGCUUUUUCACGCGCCACCCGCCCGUGCUGACGCCGCCCGACGAGGAAGUGAUUCAGAACCUGGACCAGGACGAGUUCCAGGGAUUCUCCUUUAUCAACCCAGAGUUCCCGGGAACCCCGGCGCCCGCCGGCGCUGCGGAGCAGGCUUGAUUUCAGCUGGCGCACGGACACGUGGACACGACACGCAGGCAUAGAUUCAGUACAAUGACGAAGCGAAGAUCACGCUGCUGCUGUUUGUGCCGUCGUCGUCCCUGCGAGGCCUCGGCCUCAACCGCUUCACACACACACACACAUGCACACAUGCACACACGCACACAUGCACACACGCACGCACACACACACACACACACGCACACACACUUGAGCUAAGCAUGAAGCACGCUUUGUUCACACUGCUGCAGCCUGGAUCACGCACUGGUUUCCUCUGAGGGUCCGUGUGCAGAAAACAAACUCCAAGAAUAAGUUUGACAUUUAGCAAAUAUGCUAAUUUACUUAAGCAUUUGCUCCAAUCAGACAAACUCCUUAUCUCACAGCAUGCCGUCACCCUGAGACCCGUCAUAGCUGAGCUGCAUGCAGGUCUAUUGAUGCAUGAACUGACCGUGAGUAAGAAAUCUCCUGCCCCGUUUAUUACACAUCACUUGAUGGAGUGUGUGGGAAAUAUCUCACCCGUGUCCCUUUUGUGUUCCAGACUUAAAUAAUAAUUUCAGAAAAUGUUGAACUUCUCUUUUUGCUUUUUACCCCGAUCCUGAUUUGUGUUAACUCGUGCUGCUCGCGGUGUGAACAAACCGCUUCUGUUUCGCUGAAGUGACACAAAAAUCAUGAAAUGUUGAAAUUUACAGCCAGAGAUAAAAAUGAGAGACCAAUUAGGGGAAAUGUGGAAGCGCUUUUAAAUACGAGUUAUGACUUUCACAAACUGUCACUGUUCUGUUGCCAUUUCAUGUAAUGACUUUUAUUUUGGUGGGGAUGGUGAUUUAACUUUUCUUUUCUCAUUCCAGUGCAUUGUAAGCCGUGCCCAUAGCUCCGCUGUGCUUCGUAGCCCCUGUGUGAUACUGAUGGUGUCUGUACAUUUACUCUUAUCUUAGCUGAAACCGGAAUGCUUUCAUACCUGUGCAUGAGUUCCUAUUGAUAAUAACCAGCUGCAUUCUAGCGUCUGGUUUUCAAAGUCAGAGCGCUGACGUCACAUUUGUGCCACAAACGUCCACAGAUGUCAGAUUGUGUGCGCGUUGGUUUGUAGUUUAGCACUUGGACCAUGAUGUUAAAAUGCUGUUGGAAGACGUUGUCAGUUAUUAGUUAGAAAAUACUACUUCCUAUACGCUUAUCUAAUAUUUAAGCCACGCAGGAGACUAGCAGUGAGCUUCUCUUCAUUUUACAACAGCAUGAUUCUAAUACUGGCUCUUUUCUAGUGUACAGUAUUUGUGCACGUGUGUGUUUUUUUUAUGUGUGACUUCUGUUCGUGUGGGUUUUCGUAUCUCCUGCCUGGACCUCACCUUUCCAUCCGUUUGUGCGCUCGGUGUCAGCAUUUCCCUUUACUUCCAACCAGCUGGACGUCGGCAAGGAGGAAGAGAAGCGAGGAAGAAGAGGGUUGGUUUGAUUUCCUGUGGAGAUGUAGUGACGUUAGUUCGGUUCUACCGGACCCAUUCACACAAAGCGGUUAGAGACCUGAGCAUCUGGAGCGCCUCUCGUCUAGUUUAUCGUUUGCUUUUGAGGUCGGGAGGAUCUGAAGCUCAACUCACUGUGACUGGUGCUCUGCCUGUGCUUCUUCCUGCUAGCAAUAACCGCCAUCGCUGGGCAGAGCCGGUACUGGAACCUGGUUUAGGACUUAGAGGAAAGGGCCCAGGGGAUUGUUAAGCUCAGUGAGCGAGUGCAUCUUAGCCAGAAAGAACGGAUUCAAAAUCAUCAUCACAGACAGAACUGUCAUUAUGAGCGUUUACUCGUGUUUAUCAGUGAGAAGGACCUGCACGUCGUUUCAUCUGGACCUGGACAGUAGGAAUUUCAACCGCAUGUUUAUGACCGGAUCUGGUCUGAGUUGAACCAGAUCCAAAUCACAGUGAUUCCAGCGAGUUUAUUUCAUUUAGCAAACACGUUCUGGGGUCUUCAUGACUGUAUGGGUGUCUGUGAUUAGAGUCAGGAAGUGCAGCUGUUUUUGGUAGAACCUUUACUGUUCGGGUUCUUCACGUUCUGGAUAUUCACAUCCGUCCUCUGGUGCGUUCCUCAGCCUUGAGCUCGGGUCCCCUUCAAGUCACGCCUCUCUUUUAUGUGUGGAAGCUGAUUUGCUAGCUUAGCCUGGUAGGAGGUCCCCUCCCACAGCCCCCUGUGGUGCGCCCAUUCAAAAAGGUGCAUGCGUUCUAGUGUUUUCACAUCUCAAGUGUGAAAGUAAAGGCAACUAUUGUGUUUGUCCAUUGUCUGUCAUACUUCAAUGUCAGUGUUUUUUACAGACACCUAUAUUAUUAUAAUAGCUCAUAUUUAUACAUAUAUCUUUAUAUACACGUGAGCAUAGUACGCAGCACGUGGUCAGUGUUAUUGGGGAUGAAAGGCUUUGUGUCGUCAUUACUGCUGGAGGAGAAGCAAAAUGAGCCGUGCAUGCAAAACGCAGUUGUUAGUUAGGAUUUAUAGGCAUUUACCACAUUAGGGUGAUUCAUGUUUUCUCUGUCAACAGUGCUUCAAACGUGUGAUUCAAGCUGUGUGUGCAAAGAAACGUUGAAAUGCAUCUAAAGGAAAAAAAGAGGCGACGCUGCUUUUCUCGAUGCUUUCCAUGUGCCAAAUACUUUUCUUGUUUUCCAGGAAAAACAGGCGUGAGUUAAAUAAAAAUGCGACGUAGA